GACCGUGUCUACUCUGCUGCACACAAAGCAGGAAGCAGACCGCCGAGCUUCGUGUGCGGUUAGCUCGGAGCUAAAGCUAAAAACAGUUUGUUAACAUGUCCAAAAGCCAAACACUGAGAGCUUUGGUGAAUGAGCGGCUGACUGCGGCUGCUGAAGAGAUCUUUGCGCUGUUUGAAAGAACGAUAGCGGAGUAUGAGGAGGAAGUGUGUCGCUCCAAAGAGGAGAACCAGAGGAAACAGGAGCUCCUGGACUCGAUACUGAGCCCCUCAAAGAGUCCUGGCCCCGGUCUGAACCAGGACCCUUCACACACUCCACGGAUUAAAGAGGAGCCACAGGAGCCACAGGAGCUGAGCGUCAAACAGUACAGGAUAGUACAGGUCUCAGUGGGCGUCCCAGAGUCCAGUGCUGUCUGUGUGAGGACAGAAGAGUCCUCGCUGCUUCAACAAAGACAAACUGAGCUCAGAGUUGAAACACAGGGAGAGGACAUCAGCGCAGAGACACAUUUAUACUCAGAGACUGAGGGAGACACAGAGUACUCCUGUGACAUGGGCAGUGAUGAAGACUGGAGAGUUCCACCCAGGUGUUCAGCUGCACAGAUGGAGACAGACGCUGAUGGAGACCACAACAACCAAGUCCAGAAAGGACAAAGGCUGAGGGCUUUAGUGAAUGAGAUCUUUGCGCUGUUUGAAAGCACGAUAGCGGAGUAUGAGGAGGAAGUGUGUCACUCCAAAGAGGAGAACCAGAGGAAACAGGAGCUCCUGGAAUCGACGCUGAGCCCCUCAAAGAGUCCUGGCCCCGGUCUGAACCAGGACCCUCCACAGACUCCACAGAUUAAAGAAGAGCCAGAGGAGCUGAGCAUCAAACAAGAGGAAGACGCACUCCUAGUACAGGAUUUGCAGUGCGUUAUGGCAGGCCAACGAAGAAUUUCAGUCAGGGAAGCCAUUGAGAUGGUUUGCCUUCCACAUGGGGCUUUAUCUGACACAGAAUCCAUUUCAGACGAUGAAAUUGGCGAUCCAGUAUACGAGUCUGACCUUGAUGAUGAUGAGCCACUGGCAGCAAUAGCAAGAGCUAUUUCCAACCACCUUGAUGUUGAAAUUCAUAAUGUACAUGCAGACAGUGACACUGAGCUCCUAGAUGACGAUGAACCUCAGCCAGGCCCAGCUCCAGUAAACAAAGAGUUUUCUUGGAGUCAGAGGAAACCCCCAGCAGCUGACAUAGACUCUUCAUUCCAAGGACCUGCGUUCUCACCUCCACCAGAUGAAAUACCAAGUCCAAAGUGGUAUUUUGAUCAGUUCAUGGACAAAUCCGUGUUCGAAUAUAUUUCUCACCAAUCUAACCUGUAUGCAUUUAUGAAUGGGACAGAACUGAAAACAACCCCAUCUGAAAUGGAGCAAUUCAUUGGUUUACACAUCUUGAUGACCGUAGUGCGUAUGCCAUCGUACCGCCUGUACUGGCAGACGGCAACACGCUACGACCCAAUUGCAACAGUCAUGGGACGUAAGCGAUUUGAUCAUCUGCGAACGUACAUCCACAUGAAUGACAAUACCAAUGUGAAGCAAAAGGGUGAGCCUGGAUACGAUCCAUUGUUCAAGGUGCGACCAGUACUUGAGAAAGUCCGUGCCAACUGUUUGAAAGUUGAACCGGAAGAAAACCACUCCAUUCGUGAGCAGAUGAUCCCCUUCAAAGGAAAGAUUGGAAUAAAACGGUAUAUCAAGAACAAGCCGAAAAAAUGUGGAAUCAAGGUCUUUACUCGUGCAGGUGUCACUGGACUAGUCUAUGACUUUGAAAUAUACACUGGAAAAGGGACUGUGACCAAUGAGCGUGGACUUGGUGUUGCCGGUGAAGUUGUGCUUCGUCUCGUAUCAGAAGUUCCAAAAGGACUAAACUACAAGUGCUACUUUGACAACUGGUUUACUUCCCCUGAACUCAUUGUGGAACUGAAGAAAAUGGGAAUUCUAACAGUUGCUAGUAUCAAUCAUAACCGUCUCUGUGGAUGUACCCUCAAAAGUGACAAGGAACUGUCAAAGGCUGGGCGUGGUGCGUAUGAAGUGAAAUACGAAAUGACAAGUGGGAUGGUCAUUGUGAAGUGGUAUGAUAACAAGGCAGUGUUACUGGUGUCAUCCUUCAUUGGCCCUGAUCCUGUUGAUAGAUGCAGAAGGUGGUCGAAAGAGAAGAAGGAAUAUGUGGUAGUGGACCGACCACACAUUGUCAAGGUGUACAACAACAACAUGGGAGGAGCAGACUUGGCAGACAUGUUUGCAGCUCUCUAUCGCAUUGACAUCCGUCCACGUCGUUGGUAUCUGCGCAUUUUGUUCUACUUGAUUGACCUAUCACUGGUCAAUGGCUGGCUCCUCUACCGCCGUCAUCUCACCCAGAAGCAGGAGAAGAAGUAUAUGCCGUUUCUUGACUUCCGUGCUCAAGUUGCAGAUGCCCUCAUCAAGGUUGGAAAACAGGCUGACUUGAACUGCAGGAAAAGAGGACGAUCGUCAUUCGAAGAUGCUCCAGAACUCUAUCAAGAUGCCCCACCUCCACCUCCCCUUCAGAGAAUCAUUGCGCCAUGGGAUGUCGUCAGACUAGACAGAUUCGAUCAUUUUCCCAUCCAUGCUGAUAAACGUGGGCGAUGCAGACUGUGCAAGAACGGCUACACGCAAACGGCCUGCCUGAAGUGCAAAGUACUUUUAUGCUUUACAAAGGAAAAAAAUUGUUUCUUGGAGUACCACACGAAAAAGUGAUCUAUACCAAGUUGUUUUUUAUUGUUGUUCCUCCACUGUAAAGCACUUUGAAACAUUGUUUUGAAAAGUGGUGUACAAAUAAAGUUAGUGUGCAUGUCA
Molecule: messenger RNA, 2831 nt
Organism: Boleophthalmus pectinirostris (great blue-spotted mudskipper)
Lineage: Eukaryota; Metazoa; Chordata; Actinopteri; Gobiiformes; Gobiidae
Product: piggyBac transposable element-derived protein 2-like
Exons: 3
Coding region: 96-2732 (878 amino acids)
Source: RefSeq, a predicted model, not a curated record